This is a messenger RNA of Cladophialophora yegresii CBS 114405, 441 nucleotides long. RefSeq lists its product as uncharacterized. Bases 1 to 441 code for a protein of 146 amino acids. The transcript has a single exon. The record is from RefSeq and is a predicted model, not a curated record. Lineage: Eukaryota; Fungi; Ascomycota; Eurotiomycetes; Chaetothyriales; Herpotrichiellaceae.
AUGGCACAUCUAGUGGUGGGCCUACCCGCUGCUCUUCCCAACAAUCCCGGAGCACUCCAGCGUGCCGAUGUGAGCUACAGCUGCGACUGCAUUGAUCACUGGUUCCAGCACGGUCGCUUCUGGAUUCGAGCCUCCUCCGAUACCGGUUGCAUGUCUUUGGAGACCAUCCCCCAGACAAUAUAUGCUCUCAAUGCCAUUGCAAAGCCAGACUAUUUCUCGAACGACUAUCCGAACUUGAUCUGCAGCCUCGACCACCACAAAUGCGAAUGGACAUACAGUCCCCUCGACUCUCUCGCCAACACACCGUCGUCACCAGAUUCGACGACCAGUGGCAUUCACCUUGGAGAGAGAGACAUAUCAACGCUCGAGAAAGUCGACGGUCCGUUCCUACUGCCCCAUUUCGUCACUGUGCCGAGCAACCAGGCACCUCAGAAGAGAUAG